UUCAUUUGUAAAUAUGAAUGCGGAUGGACCUGUUGUCAACGUGCACGUGUUGUUUUUUGCUAAAUCCCGUGAAUUAGCGAACACUCCCCGGUCGAAAGUGGAUGUGCCCACUAAAAUUACUGCCUCCGAUUUGCUGGACCUACUGGUGUCCAGAUUUGGCCUGAUCUCCAUUCGGGAUAACUUGAUUUUGGCCCACAACGAGUCGUAUAUUGAUAACCUGAGUGACACAGUUCUGUUCAAGGAAGGUGACGAACUGGCCAUCAUACCGCCACUAAGUGGAGGCUAACAAUUUCGCCAUGGAUCACGUUAAAUUGGUAAACGACCCCAUAGACAUCGCCCAUAUCCACCAGUUGCUGGCCGAUGCAGGCUGUGGAGCCUCGUCCGUUUUCGUGGGCACUACGCGCGAUAAUUUUCAGGGGAAAAAGGUGGUGUCAUUGGCGUACGAGGCCUACGAUAGCAUGGCACUCAAGGAAAUGAAUAAAAUCUGUUUAGAUCUUCGAUCUAAGUGGCCCGAUCUAAAGCACAUAGUCAUAUAUCAUCGAUUGGGAACAGUGCCCGUUUGCGAAGCCAGUGUAGUCAUAGCCGCGUCGUCACCACACCGAUCGGAGGCCUUAGAAUCAGUAUCUUUUGCAAUAGACCAGCUAAAAACUAGGGUUCCCAUCUGGAAAAAGGAGAUUUACGAGGGCGAUCACGUCAGCGAAUGGAAGGAAAACAAGGAGUCCAUCAGGCCCAAGAGAUCGAAAAGUGCCUUCAAUUAUGCAGCUUGUCCCUGCAAAGUGGAGGAGUCACAUGACGUCCCACGAACUCUAGUGCAAAUUAGAGUUAAUGACGCUGAGUUAACCAAGCGUUUAGAAUGUUUUGUCAACAGAAAACGAGACGAAAUAAACUCACAAAAUGUAAUUGACUUCAAAUCGUCUUUUGUUAACUCAGACAUAGACUUGAGCGAUUCCUGCGCUCGAACGCAGAGCACAAUUAUCAAACAGGAGCAGUCAAAUUGCCAUUUAAAAGUUCGACGAGUAAACAAUCGCUGCGGACCUCAGCAAAUGGAAAUGCGACCCAACUACGAACUCGAAUUGAAUAAACUAAUGGGAUCGCGUGACGGCCAAACGGACCCGUUCAAAGAAAUGAGGAAAUCGCUACCCAAUUCGCGACUACAGGCAAUUGAAUCGUACAUGUGCCUAACCACCGACAACGAGGAAAACAUUUUCAGUAGAAUCAAAAAGGUGGAAAAUAGACUUCUGCAGCUGGAGUCCAUUUCCCCCGAGUACAGACACUUCACAAAACUUGAACCGUCUUCUAUGGAACUCCCGCCGCCGAAAAAGAUUCGAAAGAAAUCGUACUCGGUCCCAGAAUUAAGUGCGUUCAUUCAAAAGAUUAAGGAAGGCAGCGAAUUUGCCUAAUAAAACCUUUUGGCAAAAAAAUGGUUAUAA
Drosophila erecta is the source of this 1430-nucleotide messenger RNA. RefSeq names its product molybdopterin synthase catalytic subunit (gene Mocs2B). Gene Ontology annotation, molecular function: molybdopterin synthase activity. The transcript has 5 exons. Bases 297 to 1400 code for a protein of 367 amino acids. Lineage: Eukaryota; Metazoa; Arthropoda; Insecta; Diptera; Drosophilidae. Gene Ontology annotation, biological process: Mo-molybdopterin cofactor biosynthetic process. The record is from RefSeq and is a predicted model, not a curated record. Gene Ontology annotation, cellular component: cytosol.